Molecule: messenger RNA, 3258 nt
Organism: Mya arenaria
Lineage: Eukaryota; Metazoa; Mollusca; Bivalvia; Myida; Myidae
Product: cyclin-dependent kinase 11B-like
Exons: 16
Coding region: 131-2560 (809 amino acids)
Biological process (GO): regulation of mitotic cell cycle; protein phosphorylation
Cellular component (GO): nucleus
Molecular function (GO): ATP binding; cyclin-dependent protein serine/threonine kinase activity
Source: RefSeq, a predicted model, not a curated record
ACAAAACCUUCGGGAAGAAAAUAAAACAGUUUGCCUCCCUUGAAAAAGAAACGUUUAUUUGGGAGAAAACUCAUUUUUAGACUUCAUACAGGAUUGUUUCGUUGAACACGCUUACAUUUUAUGUAUCAUAAUGAGUCGAAAAGUGACCCUGGUAUCAGACCACAGCCCCUAUGAGCAGGGUGAGCUUGCCUCCAGCAGCCCUGAGCAGAGUGGCCGAAGUCCAGAGGAGACUGAGGACAGUGUGGGAGAAGAUGAGCAGCAUUCUGAUCAACACAUGGAAUCAGAGGAAGACCAUGAUGAUGAUGAUGGUUUACUCAUCAAGCCACCUCCAGUCCCUGUGAAGAAGAAACACAAGCAUAAACACAAGGAUGAGAAAAAGAAAGAUAAACACAAGGAACGGGUCCGGGAGGGAAAGGAGAAAGACAGAACAAGGGGGCGUGUGGAGAGGCAGGAGAGGGAGGUACGCCCAGCAGAAAGAGAGGAGAGGGGCAGAGUCAUGUAUGACUUUGUCACAGUUGAGCCAGAAAGACACGCCCAACCUGAGCGAGCGAAGAUCAUGAGUGGACGGGAGAGGGAGAGAGAAUUGAAGGAGAAAUUAUUACGAGAACAAGAAAAACGGGAAAGGUCUCGACAGGAAAGAGAACGUCUGGAAAGACUUGAGAGGGACAAGUUUCGACAAGAGCGUGAGAAAUUACGUGAACGAAAGAUACGAGAAGAGCGCGACAAACGUGAUUACGAGCGUAGAAAAAGGAAAGAUGAGGAACGACGACUUCAGAUGCAGCGCAAAGAGAGAGAGGAAGAAUUUCUUAUUCCAGUUCGCAAUCGAAAGGUUCGUGCAAUGGAGAAAGAACAGAAUAGGGACGGUCAGAGACGGGAUCGGAGCCAUGGCCGGGAACAGGAGUCUUUCUCAGACGGCAGGGAUGUUAAGGCGCGACUGGGAAGCAGGCAGUCUGAACAGGACCUAGCCCAGCGUGAACGAAAGCCGACCCCUGACAGACGUGAGCGAGAGAGGGAUAGAGAACACUCCCACUCGCACAGUAGUCCAGACCACGGGUCCAGCGAUCGCCGAGGGCGACGGGAGGGCAGUGACCUUGAGUCACGCAAGGUCAAGGCUGCUGCCAAGGAGACGAUGGAGGAAGAGAUGGUUGAACACUCUCCAUCAGAGGAGGAAGAAGAAGUGGAGGAGACCGAUGACUCUGAGAGUGACUCUGGUUCAGAGGCGAGUGAGAGUUCAAGUGAAGGAAGCAGUGAGGGGGAGAAAUCACAUGAGGAUCAUGAAGAUGAAGAGAAAAAACACCUGGCAAAGUCCAAGUUUGAUGACCAAUCAGAAAACGAAAGCGAGACAGAAUCUGUACACCUGAACGAUCACCAUGAUGACGGAGACUUCCUAACAGAAACUCCCCCUAUGUCGCCUGUUGAAUUGAAGCCUGAGCUCCCGCCAUACUAUCCCGCUAUACAGGGCUGCCGGAGUGUUGAAGAGUUCAGCUGUCUUAACAGGAUCGAGGAAGGAACGUAUGGCGUGGUCUACAGAGCAAGGGACAAGAAAACAGAAGAAAUAGUGGCAUUGAAACGUCUUAAAAUGGAAAAAGAGAAAGAAGGAUUCCCAAUAACAUCUCUGCGGGAGAUCAACACAUUACUGAAGGCACAGCACACGAACAUCGUAACAGUGCGGGAAAUUGUCGUGGGAAGCAAUAUGGACAAGAUCUACAUCGUUAUGGACUAUGUUGAACAUGAUCUCAAAGCUCUUAUGACAGAGAGCAUGAAACAGCCUUUCCUUGUUGGUGAGGCUAAGACUCUGUUGCUACAGUUGCUAAGGGGAGUACAACAUCUCCAUGACAACUGGAUCAUACAUCGAGACCUGAAGACUUCUAACCUUCUGCUUAGUCAUAAAGGCAUCCUCAAGAUUGGCGACUUUGGUCUUGCCCGGGAAUACGGCGAGCCCUUGAAGCAGUACACACCCAUUGUAGUCACCCUGUGGUAUCGUGCCCCGGAAUUGCUUCUCGGGUGUAAGGAAUAUUCCACGCCAAUUGACAUGUGGUCGGUGGGCUGUAUCUUUGCAGAGUUCCUGGUCAUGCAGGCUAUCUGGCAGGGAAAGUCAGAGAUUGACCAGCUACAGAAGAUAUUUAAGGACUUAGGUACACCGACUGAAAAAAACUGGCCGGGCUGUAUGGAAUUACCGGGAAUGAAAAAGUGCUCGUUUGCAAAGACUCGUAAUAAUACACUGAGAAACAAAUUUGGUCAAAGCUUCACCGAUCAGGGAUUUCUCUUCCUAAACAGGUUCCUUACCUAUAAUCCAGCAAAGCGAAUCACCGCUGCAGAAGGGAUAAAACACGAAUAUUUCCGGGAAUCUCCAUUACCAAUCGAUCCUUCCAUGUUUCCGACAUGGCCCGCUAAAUCGGAACAGGUCCACAAGCGGGCAAGCUCACCUAAACCACCCUCUGGGGGAAAGGCCUAUUCAAAAUUAUUGGAGGACAUAGAUGCAGUAUCAGGGGGAUUCCAGUUCACGGCAGCAGCCAAGGGUGCAUCAGCAAUAGGGCCUGGAUUUAGUCUCAAGUUCUGAACAAUGUGGGGAGUUUGGUUGAAAAAUAUGGGGCACUUUAAUCAUCAUUGUGAGGCUUGAGGAUGAACAAUAUGGGGCACCUUAUUCAUCAUUGUGAGGCUUGAGGAUGAACAAUAUGGGGCACCUUAUUCAUCAUUGUGAGGCUUGAGGAUGAACAAUAUGGGGCACCUUAUUCAUCAUUGUGAGGCUUGAGGAUGAACAAUAUGGGGCACCUUAUUCAUCAUUGUGAGGCUUGAGGAUGAACAAUAUGGGGCACCUUAUUCAUCAUUGUGAGGCUUGAGGAUAAACACUAUGGGGCAUGAUAAAGAAUAUCGAGCACCUUAUUCAUUAUUGUGAGGCUUGAGGAUGAACAAUAUGGGGCACCUUAUUAUGUAAUGCUCCAGGAUGAACAAUAUGGCGCACGUUAUUAUGUAUUGCUCUAGGAUGAAUAAUAUGGGGCACUUGAUUAUACAAAGUGAGGCUCCAGGACAAACACUAUGGGACACUUUAUUGAAUUUUGUGAGAGUCCAGGAUGAAUGGUGCUGGAUACUGGGCAGAUACUGACUGUUUUAUACAUGUUUUGAAUCAAAUGUGAACAGGUUUUAAAAACAAAAGAAACAUUGGCAAACAUUCUACAAACAAUUUAUGAAUUUAUGUACAAAAUGCAGAAAUAAAGUGUCAUAAAGUAAAACAUAUGAAUAAUAAAAGUGUUAAACCUG